Messenger RNA from Cylicocyclus nassatus, 2766 nucleotides. Lineage: Eukaryota; Metazoa; Nematoda; Chromadorea; Rhabditida; Strongylidae. The record is from the annotation of a GenBank genome assembly.
AUGAAGGAGUUGAACGAGGAUUCCAGCUCGAUCGCUACGUUGAGGACAAUUCGAUCUAAAUUUCCAUGGCGUACACGCGAGAAAGUUGGCGAACUGAAGGGCAAAAGUGAUUCUAUGUGGACAGUGGACGAGCUGUUGUCAGCUCUCAGCACGGUUAUUGGCAGAUUGCAAGUGGUAGAGGAUUCCGAUCCAGCAGGUCAUCGCGCUUAUAACUCGGAUUCCACAGUUCGUCAGCAUUCUCCAUCCCCGUACAGGUAUCCCGGCACGAGUCAGCCGUACACGAGGUAUCCAUCGUACCAGCAACAACCAGCUUACCCACGUUACGCGCGUAGCUCGCGCUCACCAUCACCAAGAUACCGUGACGUUACUUACAGACCUCCGACUCCGUAUUACCCACGGCGCACAUCUCGUAGCCCUGUCAGACCCCAGUAUACUACAUCAUGGGAGCCUCGUUGUGCCUUCUGUUUCCGUCAAGGACAUCCUUCGGAGUGUUGUAGGACAGUGCCCGACGUGCAACAGAGGAGAGAGCUCGUCAACCAGUACAGACUGUGUUGGCUGUGUCUCGGAGAAGGCCAUACGUUCAACAUCUGCAGAGCCCCUACGUGCAGAUACUGUGGCAGAUUACACCAUCCAGCCUUGUGUGCUACAUUACCAUCUGCGCCCUAUUCGUCGUACCCACCUGCGCAAGUCCAUCAGCGCACUCCUUCACCUAGACGCGUACAGUUUGAGACGACAGCGCACCCUUCACCACCUCGCACCCAAUACGCGAGUCCGCGCACUUCUCCUUCGCGUCGACCUACUCUCAGACCGCCAUCUCCAUCUAGGCGUCAGUCACGUUCCAACUCUAGACGCGCUACUCUUCCUCGAAGAUCUUCAAGCGCGUUUCCCGCUGUGCAAACGUCCACCUGCACUCCAGUCGCGCAUGAUUCCACCCAGUCAGAUGAGCCCAUAGAGUUGCUCGACCAACAUGAAGCUAGCGUAGGGCCACAUUCACCUUCAUCUUGCACUUCUGUGUGCCGAGCUGCUUCCGCAACUCAGGUUCCUCGUCUAAUGGUGGUUCAUGCUAUCACCCGGAAUCUCAAAACUAGUAUGGAUGAACUGCUUACUGUCUUCCUCGAUAGCGGUUCGCAGUAUAGUUUUAUCUGUACCUCGCUGGCCUACCAUCUCGGCCUGACUUUCAAGAAUACAAGGACUGUCACGACUCUGACCUUCGGGGGACACCAGUUCACUGAAGACUCGUCAGAAGUCACACUCACGUUAUGGGACCAGCUCGAUCGUCCAAUUCAACUCCAGCUUUGGACGCGCGAUACCAUCACAACGGUCCCGAAGACGAACAACUUGGAUGAGACGAACAACACCUAUAUGGACGAUAGAGUCGAAGUCGACGUACUCAUUGGAAUAGAUAACUACUGGCGCGUUGUGGACUUGCAUAGGAAUGAGAAGCUUCCAUCAGGUCUCAUUCUGUCCCACACUCGCUUCGGACCAGUUCUAUCAGGUCUUAGUUAUCCAGUAGUAUCGGAGAUCACUAGCUCGGCAACGACUCUACUUAACGAUGACGCGCCAGGAACGAAACAGCUUUUACGAAGUCUCCUCGGCCUAGACACACUCGGAUUAGACGAUUCAGAUGAGAUCAGCGGCUUUCAGUUGAGACUACCUCGUUUUGUAGGAUAUCCUUCUGCCAACGCGUACGACUUUGUCAUCUGUUCAGACGCGUCGAAACGAGUGUAUGCUGUAGCAGUCUAUGUCGUAACGCGCACGUCCACCUAUAGUCCCAGUUCCACUCUACUCUUUGCUAAGGCAAAGUUAGCACCAUCGGGCGCGAUCACCAUCCCGCGCAUGGAACUCUUGGCGUGCCACAUGGCUGCAAAAACAGUACGUUUCCUGAAAAGCCAGCUCAAAAUUCGCUUCAAUUUCAUCAGAUUCCUGACUGAUUCUCAGAUAGUACUGUACUGGAUUUAUUCUAACAAGUUGCUCAAGACUUACGUCGCCAACCGUGUCAAGUACAUCCGACAGGUUCUCGACGAGCUUAAGUCUGACACCAUCGACUGUGGAUUUUAUUAUCUGGCUACUGACGCUAACCCGGCUGACUGCGCCACCCGUGGACUCACAGCUUUAGAGCUUGAGAAUCACAUCUGGUGGAGUGGUCCAUCCUUCAUCACGACUCCGUUUGCUGAUUGGCCGUGCAAGUCCUUCAACACUUCUUCCGAUCCACCUCCAGAAGGAGAUUCUGAAGAACUACGGACGACCACAGCAGUAGUAACUUCAGCCAAUACCAUCAUGGCACCUUACCAGUCCUUUGUACCGUUUAGGCGUACUAACUCCUACAUCCGACUUGUUCGUAUCACAGCCUACGUCCUGAAGUAUGUAGCCAAGCGACGCCGUUUAGUAAGGACGCGCCACAGCGCUGAUGAUUCCGACGAGCAUCCCCUAUUCGGCACAAUAGACGCAAGUCCCACUGUAACACCGGGUGACUUUUCAGCUGCUGAGUUGAUCGUUAUCCACGAGCAUUAUCGCGAGGUUCCUCAGCAGUUACACGGCUCUCAGCUGAAGAAACUCCGCACGAGGCAGGAAGGAGACGGAACAGUACGCGUGGACUUACGUAUGGCGAACGCAGAGACGAGCGGGAGCGAAGAGCCCGAUCCUCGUACUCUCAGGUCAUCCCCUUUGCGCCAUGCUAGUAGCUCAUUAUCAUCAGAAGCUGUUCCACGCUGGUACUUCCCAUUUGAUCGUCGCCUUACGCGAGAGGUUCUACAUCCCCAGGCUUAA